AGAGAGACAGACAGAGACUAUUCAGCUCCUUUUCUAAAGACUUUACAUUUUCUAAACUUUGUGAUUUUUAUCACAGUAUAAACACACAGCACCUAUGGAGCAGCUUCAUGCCCCUGAAGGUAAAAAGAGGUGCAGGGAGGCUGAUGUAGAAGAGUCACCCAGCAAAAGGCACCAUGCUGAGGAAGGACAGCGACUCCCACCAGCCAACCGUGCAAGAACAAUUUUGGUCAAUAAGAGGUCCACCCUGAAGAUCCCUGAAUACAAAAUGAGAUACUCUAAAGUGGUGACGAUGUCUCAGAGGCAGUUGUACAUGAGAGUGUACGAACAAGUGUCCAAACAGUACUGUGCCCUUCAUGCACGUAUUAAUGGCACUGAAACAUGCAGUGAUCUGCAGUCAAGCCCAAAAAUGAAAGUGCAUGAGGACACGCAAGCAGACAUGAACUUGCCAGGGCACAACCUGGACCAAACUAAGCUGAGACGGCGCCUCUUGUACUGUCAGAACAAGCUUGGUCACAUCAGAAAGCUUUGUGUUGAGUUUGACCAGUGGUGGAUGAAGCAACUAUUGAUCAAAGACAAACGAAAGCAGCAGAGAAACAACCGUGGAUUUGUUUAAUUUUCCUUUACACCUACUUUAACCAACUUAUUUUAUUGUCUUUCCUGCCUGCCUCCUUUAUAGCUUUUUAAUUUUAAAUGCUGUUUCCUCCAAAUUAUUUCAUAAUUAUUUUUUGCUAAAUUCUUCCUAUUUAAACAAUAUUUUCCUAUGUGAGUACAACAGUACCAAACCAUACAGGUGUAAAUAGGUGAAUAUACAUACAGUCUGUAAUAGCUACAACACAUCCCCCAAAUAAACACAAAGUAAUUCCUGUUUGUAGUGUGAUGUUUAAAAAGAUGUCUAAAUAAAAUAAAUAUAAAAUAUGACUUACAAGAUCAUAGCAACUAAAACACUUCAUACCCUUUAGUAUAUAUAAAUAUGUACGAAAUUGUGGUUAUAAAACAUUAAAUGACAUUUUAGACAUGUUGUACUCCCUGUUUUUUGUAGAUAGUGCACUUCUUGUUCCUCUGUUAUAACCCUGAAAAUGACAGAGUAACUAUCUAUUUCUCAUAAAUAGAUGGCUACUCUGUCUCUUAACCGGCUAGUUAGCUUGAUAUUCAGGUUGGCUAGUUGGCCUAAGCAGGCCUUGUGCUUGCCUUAACCCCAUAACAAAGAAACAAGAAGAUGUACAGUGUCCACUAUCUACAAAAAACAGACAGUAUUAAUGUGUUUUUAGUUUAUAUUUUAGUGUUUUGUAGCUACAAUGCGUAUGUAUGUUAUGUAUGUAAUGUAGUUACAUAUUCAUAUUCCCAUUGUAAAGUGCAGAUAAAAAGUGAUUGGCUUGAGUUUGUUCAUUACAAAAUGUUUAUCCAACUAUUUAGCAUUUUCUUGUUGUUUCCGUUUAAGACUGUAUGUGUAUCUUUGCAUUUACGCCUGCAUAUGUGACCGAUUUUGAUACUGCUUUACGUACAUUUUUAGCAUAUUCCAUUGGCUGUUUAAUUUUUUACUUAAAGCACUUUUAAACUCCCAAGAUUGGUCUCACUCUGAUUGAUAGAGGAGACAAUUAUUCUGUCCAACCCAAUUUAACCUAAAUUUGACUUUUUGUCUCAUGUCUCAUUUUUACAUAAAACUCAUCAUCCCCAGCAAUAGGACAAAUGCUCUACAUCUUUUUUCCCUCUCACUCUUGACCCUUUUUCCUAUUCCCUAAUCUACACCAUUGGGUGAAUAAAAUAUCAG
Messenger RNA from Trichomycterus rosablanca, 1768 nucleotides. Its product is annotated as RNA polymerase II elongation factor ELL3-like. Bases 95 to 613 code for a protein of 172 amino acids. NCBI's taxonomy places the organism in Eukaryota, Metazoa, Chordata, Actinopteri, Siluriformes, Trichomycteridae. The record is from RefSeq and is a predicted model, not a curated record. The transcript is spliced from 6 exons.